Molecule: messenger RNA, 1029 nt
Organism: Colletotrichum scovillei
Lineage: Eukaryota; Fungi; Ascomycota; Sordariomycetes; Glomerellales; Glomerellaceae
Exons: 4
Coding region: 1-1029 (342 amino acids)
Source: RefSeq, a predicted model, not a curated record
AUGAAUGGCGCGAAGCCACGUCGGGCUUCUUUGCCGCGAGAAUUGCAUCUUCAGAUCUUGAAGCAUGUCGCGAAUGCCCACAGCUCACCGUCCUCACCCAGUCGCGGCAUAGCUGGCUACGCCGGCGUAUUCAAAGAAUGGCUAGAUUUCUUCGAGAGCCUGGCAUUGAAGAACUUCGCUCUGCGGCUGCAAGAUCCCAUUCCGUUCAGGGUGCACACGCAAAGCCUGAGGAGUACGUCCGAGGAUGACGCGACUUUACCCUGGAUUCAAUCACGCAGCCCAUUUGCUACAGCUACACUAUACCUGUGGAAUACUUUGGCGUCAUGGGAAGUUGAUCAGGCCGGAGAAGGAUUGACGCUCGAGAUGAGCUCCCAUACGCUGGCGAAGCUCAUCAGGUAUGACAAUUAUACGCCAAAUGACGAUGUAUCUCGAUGCACUCCGGAGCUAUUAAGGCCUUCGCUGAAGAAGUUGGCAAUCCUACACGAAGCGUCAAGCACACCUUACUUUGCGCGUGUUUUCUAUAGAGGCGUCAAAGGAGAAGAACUAGUAAGCUCCAUUGUGCAAAGUUGUCUUCUUGUGGAGCAUCUAGCGCUCUGCUUUACCGUCGAUGCCGACGAAUUUCUGAACAACGCACCUAGCUUCCCGGAACUGAAGACGCUCGCGCUAACUGCCGAGAUUUUUCUUGGCGAGAGCGGCGACAGCGAUGAAGCCGUUGAGAGGUGGAUGAAGAUCAAGACGCUGCUUUUGUUGGCUGCGCUGGCGGCUUGCCUGAUGCCGAAGCUUGAGCCGAUGGAGAUUUGGAAUAUUUGGGACGGGCAGGCCGCAGGUCAUACUCAGGACGAUGGUGUCGUUGAUGAUGAUAUAAUGAAAGCUUGGAGAACUACGGCGAGUGUGCAUGCGAGAGAUGACCUGCGAAAUUCGGUAAUACGGCUGCCGGGUGGCCCGUACACGUAUUAUGGCUCUGUAUUGUCGCACUUGAGGUCGAAGCAGCACUUUAUCCAUGAGAUCUCUGCUGCUCAGAUGACGUAG